Dimorphilus gyrociliatus is the source of this 4269-nucleotide messenger RNA. Lineage: Eukaryota; Metazoa; Annelida; Polychaeta; Dinophilidae. The record is from the annotation of a GenBank genome assembly.
GAACUUGUCUUUAAUCGCUUAGCUGUGAGACGAGCACAUGCUUAAUUGACACUCGGUUUUUCGGGUUAAGGAGAAGAAGCAAGAAACGGAAUGGAUGUUAACAAGAUAAUAGAAUGCUUACGAGCAACCCUGAAUCCCAAAACACAACCACAAGCUGAGCAGCAAUUGAUUGAAAUAAACAAGAUAAUUUCGUUUGCCCCGUCACUGCUGCAGAUUGUGAUGCAUGAUCAGCUAGAAAUGCCUAUAAGACAAGCUGGCGCUAUCUAUUUGAAAAAUAUGACGAAUAGGAACUGGGAGGAGAAAGAAAUUGUUCCUGGAGAAGAUUAUUUUUUUAUACAUGAACAAGAUAAAGUGCCAGUCAGAAACAACUUAGUAGAGGCUAUAAUUGGAGCUCCAGAAUCUAUAAGAAAUCAAUUAGGUGUUUGCGUUAGUAAUAUUAUAAAGAGCGACUAUCCAGCAAAAUGGCCUGAAAUAGCUGAGAAAGUACUACACUAUUUACAGAGUGACCAAGCGAGUACUUGGCAAGGAGCUCUAUACUGUUUAUAUCAAAUUGUUAAGAACUAUGAAUUUAAAAAAGCCGAGGACCGUGAACCUCUCAACCGCGCUAUGAGAGUUCUGCUACCAUUAUGCCUUGAACGUUGUAAACAAUUGAUGGCUGAUCAGUCACAAGCGGCAGUUUCUGUUCAAAAGCAGAUUCUUAAGAUUUUCUACGCUAUGAUUCAAUUCUAUUUACCUUUGGAUUUAAUAAGUAACAACGAUUUUACCAAUUGGAUGGAAUUGAUUAGACAAAUUGUUUCACGACCUAUUCCAGAAGAUGUGAAUAAGGUCGACGAAGAUGAGAGAUGCCAAUUGGUAUGGUGGAAGAUUAAGAAAUGGGCACUCCAUAUUUUAGCCAGAACUUUCGAUCGUUACGGAAGUCCUGGCAAUGUUACAAAAGAGUAUCACGGCUUUGCCGAGUUCUUCCUCAAGACAUUUUCGCAAGGUGUGCUUCAAGAACUACUUGCCUUGUUGGACAGUUAUCGUAAUAAGCAGUAUGUGGCCCCCAGAGUUUUACAACAAAUUAUGAACUAUUUGAACCAAGGCGUUUGUCACGCUAUUAGUUGGAAAUAUAUCAAACCACAUAUGUUCGCCAUUACGACAGACGUAAUUCUUCCAUUAUUAUGCCACAGUGAAGAAGAUCAGCAAAUGUGGGAAGACGACCCAGUAGAAUAUAUUCGAAUAAAAUAUGAUGUUUUCGAGGAGUUUUAUUCUCCUGUCUUAUCAGCUCAGUCUUUGUUACAUAGUGUGUGUCUUAAGAGAAAAGAAAUAAUGCAGAAGGCUAUGGGCUUCUGUUUACAAUUAUUAACUAAUGAGAAUCUUGAACCGAGACAAAGAGCUGGAGCUAUGACUAUGAUUGGAUCGGUUGCAGAUAUUUUAUUGUCGAAGAGAGCAUAUAGCAAUCAAAUUGAAGCAUUGAUAUCUACUCAUGUAUUUCCACAAUUUCGCUCUGAGCACGGUUACUUACGAGGUCGAGCUUGCUAUAUGAUUCAACAUUUCGCUCCUGUUAAAUUCAAACAUGAAGAAAACCUACGGCAAGUGGUUGAAUUACUCACUCUUGCAGUCGUUGAGGAUAAAGAACUACCCGUUAAAGUUGAAGGAGCUAUCGCUUUGCAACAACUUCUGUCUGAACAAAUAAGCGCUACAGAAUUGAUGAGACCGAAGAUUCACCUUAUAAUCAUUAACCUUUUAGAAGUAAUUCGUGAGACAGAGAAUGAUGAAUUAACAACCGUUUUACAAAAAUUGGUUUGUACAUUUGGAGAAGAUGUUGCUCCAGUUGCAGUCAAUAUUACCACACAUCUGGCACAAACGUUUGCCAAGGUUAUUGAUAGUAGUGAAUCAAAUGAUUCGAAUGAUGAUAAAGCAAUCGCCGCUAUGGGAAUUUUGAAUACAUUAGAUACAAUUGUGACUGUUAUGGAAGAACAACCAGAAAUUGUUGCAAAUAUUGAGGGUAUUGUUUUGGAUGUUAUUGGUUUAAUUGUAAAGCAGAAUGUUAUGGAAUUCUAUGAAGAAAUUCUGUCAUUAAUUUGUAGUUUAACAACAGCCCAUAUAUCUGAUAGAAUGUGGAACGUCUUUCCAAUGCUGAAGAAUAUGUUUGAAAAUGAUGGAUUUGACUAUUUUACUGACAUGUUACCUGCUUUACACAAUUACGCAACAGUAGAUCCUGAAAAAUUCAAAUCAAAUCCAGCUUAUAUUGAGACAAUGUUUAAUAUGUGUAAAACAAUUCUCACCUCUGAUAGAGCCGGAGAAGAUGCUGAAGCUCAUGCAGCUAAACUUUUGGAAGUAUUGUUGUUACAGUAUAAAGGAGAAUUGGAUGGAGUUUUGGAACACCUCGUUCAAGUUGCACUCGAACGAUUAACACGUGAGAUUAAAACAUGCGAAUUAAGGGGAAUGUGCUUGCAAGUGGUUGUUGCGGCUCUUCAUUACAACCCAAGACUUUUAUUAGAGAUAUUAUCAAAGAUAAAUUUACCAAAUUCAUCUGAACCAUUAAUAACUUCAUUUAUUAAACAAUGGAUCCAUGAUGUUGAUGUAUUCUUGGGUUUACAUGAUAGAAAAGUUUGUGUUUUAGGAUUGUGUACUUUAGUGUCUUUGGAACCUGAAAUUCGACCUUCGGCCGUUGAAAUGUUUGCAAAGCAGAUUAUGCCUGCUUUUAUUAUUCUUUUCGAAGGCUUAGAAAGAGCUUACAAGUCAAGAGCUCAAGCCGAAGAUAGCGAUGAUGAAGUGGAAGAGGAAGAAGAUGACGACGACGAAAUUGCCGAUGAUGAGGAUGUGGUUGAUGACGAGAGUGUUAAUUACUUGGAACAAUUGGAAAAAUCCAAAACCCUUUCUGGUGACUAUGAAGAUGACGAUGAAGAUUACGAUAUGGAGGAAACGCUUUUGGAGACUUACGAGACGACUUUAGACAAAGAAGAUUGUCCGGUUGACGAAUAUGAGAUUUUUGUACAAAUGAUGCAGCAUCUACCAGGAAAAGAUCCUAACUGGUACAAACUUCUGACCGAAAAUUUGGAUGGAAAACAAAAAGAAGCUAUACAAAAAGUCAUUCAUACAGCAGAACUAAGAAAGCAAGCCUCAAUGGCUAAAAAGAUCGAGCAGGCUGGUGGCUAUCAGUUUACCCAAACUUCAGUGCCAGCCAACUUCAACUUCUCGAACGGAGGUCAUCCACAAAAGUGAAAGAAUAAAAAAUAACAAAAAAAAAAUCUUGAAGAGAUAUCUGAAAAUAUUUCGAAUUAUAUUUAUUUAUUAUUGUCAUUAAGCUUCUUAUUUAUUAUUUGAAAGGAUAAUAAUGCAAAGUGCAUUUUCUGCAGGGCUUUGCAAAAACUGCAUUCAGUUGCAGUUUUCUCAUAUAUACUGCGAAAUAUAUUUAAGUAAUAUUAAGCAGUAUUGGUAUUGUUUAAGGAAUGAAAGUUAAUUAAGUUUUGUGGGCCUGAAUUUAUGCUUUAGGAAUGCUUGAAUAUGUGUAUGUCACUAUUUCUGUUGUGUGAUUGAUUGAUAGUUUCGGUUAAAAGCAACAUUUUCAGGAUUUUCAUAAGUGUUCAAGUGUGAGAGUUUUGUGAAAAAAAAACAACUUUGGUUAAAAAGGUUUUUCCUUCCAAAGAAUUAUCUACUCGGAAUCCAUUAUUUUGCAUGGAUUUAAAGUUUCGUAUUAAGUUUACGAAACAUGGUGCUAGUCGCAUUCCGGAGGAAUUUCAUUAUUCCUCUUUCUUGCCGUCAGAGCUAUUUAACAAAAAUAGUCUUCGGCUAUUGUUUGUCCCUGCAGACGUUAAAAUUUUUGCGUCAUUUAUAAAACAGCUUUUUUUCAGCCUAUUUCUAUUAUACUUAUGUUUUAGUUGCUCAUUUUUUUCGGAAAUAAUACAAAAUAUAUUUGUGUUUGAUGGUUAGCUGAAAAAACUUCUUACUUUCUUUCGCACAAGUAGAACUUCUUUCCAAAUGAAAUUUAUAUCUUCUUUCUUAUACAUUGAAGACGUUAUCCAAUCAAGUCGGUCAUGUAGUACGUACUACAUGCUUAUCAAAUUUCAAUUGUUAAGCUCUGCCUUUUGUAAUCACGGUGCAAUUUACAACGUAAAUGAAUAGUAGAUGGCGUCUCUCCACAGCGGUUAAAAGUUUUUUUUAGAACAAUGACCAAACAAUCAUCUAACUAAACACGAAUAAUAAGGGAAGGAGGUAGGGGAGAGGGUUUCAAUGACAAAAAGAAGAAAUAACAUUUCAACCCAAUUGAGUUAAAUACAAGAAAAU